AGUAAGGCGUAUCCCUCAUCUGUAGGAGUAUCCCAAUAAGAGGGGCCUCUGCCUCAUUCACAGGAGCGAUCAACUCAGCAUCCACGAAAUAAAUUUGGCGUUGAGAGGUACAAGGGCCAACAUUGGAGGAUCUUCUAGACCAGAGACGGUACAACCUUCGUAUGCCAAGGGAAUAUUCGAGCUAUUCUCUAUUGGUUUUGACGGAAAACGACCCCUCUCAAAAUGGCCGAAAACUUUGCCAGUCAAGCGAUAGGGGGACCUGAUCAAAUUCCAUUGGUCAGUAAUUUAAUUGGGUAAAGGGGUUAUUAGUAUUUGAAUUUGAUCGAGAGUGAGUUUCAAUGGAGAUAGAGAAGCUGUGGGAGGAGGUAAGGGAGCUGAGCCUUGGCACCUGCUCCCAGGUGGAACGCCUGGAAUCACCCCCUUCACCACUUCGAUUCCUCAGAGAUUUCGUCUCAACCAAUAAACCCUGCAUCAUCUCCAAUGCCACUCUCCACUGGCCAGCUCUCUCCUCUUGGACCCACCCCUCCUAUCUCUCCGAUGCUCUCUCCUCCUCUUCUGUCUCCGUCCACCUCACCCCGAAUGGCCGCGCAGACGCCCUUGCUCCCAGACCCGACGACCCUUCUUCCCCCUGCUUCGUUUCCGCCCAUGUCCAGCGCAUGCCCUUCUCUGCCGCUCUCAAUCUCAUUUCUUCUUCUUCACUUUCUGAUUCAGUCGUCGCAUAUGCCCAGCAGCAGAACGAUUGCUUCCAUUCAGAAUACUCUGCUCUUGCUUCCGAUGUCGAUUCCCACAUCCCCUGGGCCACCGAAGCUCUUGGCUACCUUCCUGAUGCUGUCAAUCUCUGGAUCGGUAACCAUCUCUCUGAGACAUCAUUCCACAAGGACCACUACGAGAAUCUCUACGCUGUCAUCUCCGGCGAGAAGCAUUUCCUCCUCCUUCCCCCCACUGACGUCCACCGCAUGUACGUACGCGACUACCCCGCUGCCAACUAUUCCUAUUCCCAGGAUACUGGUGAGUUCACGUUGGAACUUGAGAAGCCUUUGAGAUACGUGCCUUGGUGUAGUGUGAAUCCUUACCCGUCUUCUGCCGAUGGAGAGAGAGAAAUGGCGUCGUUCUCGCUGUAUUUCAAUGGUCCGAAGCCAUUUGAGUGCACCGUCAAGCCCGGGGAGAUUCUUUACUUGUUGGAAUUGGAUGUUGCUGAAAGUAGUCAGUUAGAGACCCCAGGGUCCCCUGCUCAAAUCUCAAGUUUCAGUCCAGACUGAGUUGGCCACAUGGCAAAACAAAUUAUUAAAAAGAUUCAGGAAUAUAAAGAAGGUAUAAGGGACCACCGGGGGAGGGGGUGUAUGGACAUACAUGGGAGGGUAAACGAUUUAGUUUGAAGUUCAACUUUGACAUGUGGCCAAUCCAGACCAUUCCUUGGGUGUCCAAUGGUUGAAAUUGCCACAAUCAGCCUUCAGUGUGGCACAAUUAGGUAUGCUCACCCAUACAUUCUAUAUGGAUGUGCCCAUCCAUAAAACCUUUUUCCUUUCCCCCCCCCCUCCUUUUUUUUUUCUCUAUUGGAGUUGGGUCAGAGUUUUGGGUGCUGAGAACAAAAUUGGGCCCAUUAGUUGUAGAAUUAAAGGCUUUGUUAAGCUUUCCUGCAUUGGGAGGAUUUCCUGUU
Molecule: messenger RNA, 1657 nt
Organism: Macadamia integrifolia
Lineage: Eukaryota; Viridiplantae; Streptophyta; Magnoliopsida; Proteales; Proteaceae
Product: bifunctional peptidase and (3S)-lysyl hydroxylase Jmjd7
Exons: 3
Coding region: 339-1259 (306 amino acids)
Molecular function (GO): 2-oxoglutarate-dependent dioxygenase activity
Source: RefSeq, a predicted model, not a curated record